Brassica napus (rape) is the source of this 994-nucleotide messenger RNA. RefSeq lists its product as uncharacterized. NCBI's taxonomy places the organism in Eukaryota, Viridiplantae, Streptophyta, Magnoliopsida, Brassicales, Brassicaceae. The record is from RefSeq and is a predicted model, not a curated record. The coding region runs from base 224 to 856 and encodes 210 amino acids. The transcript is spliced from 2 exons.
GAUGAUCUAGGUCCCAUAUUUGAUGAGGAAGACGAACCUGGUCCAACCUUUGAAGCGGAAGCACCAAGCGUAACAUCCAUCAUCAUGGAGAACCAACUUUGCUUUGAUCCCGGCACAGCUCCUACACCUUUGUUCAAAGAGCACUGAUAAACAGGAUCAGUCUCCAAGAGGUGUCAGGAACAGAAGCAGAGAUCGUGCUUAUCAGUUUAAGACUUGGAGAUGCAUGUACUCGAGGAAACCAACUUCAAAACUCCAAGGAAGUUUCUUUCCAAAAUUUUCCUUCACUAAAUUUUACAUGAUUUUUAAAUUCUUUUUGUCUGAUUCAUUUCCUUUUGAUACAGGUAAAAUGGAUUUGAGGUCAAAUCCUUUUCAAGAGGGAGAGAAUGAUGCGCCUCGGAUCAUAGACCCGGGCCAGGAUGAUGCGACCAUGGCUGAGCCAGAUGAUUCUUCAACAAAGGACAAACUAGGAUGGAUUAAUGGUGAGGAUACUGAUCUAAAACCAGCUGAUGAGACUGAGGACGAGCUGGAACCAGCUGAAGAGAGUAUGCUUGAGCUGAAACCAGCUGAAGUGAUAGUAGAUGAGCUGGAUGAGCUGAGUGAGCUAAGUGAUACUAGCUUGGAGCUGAAUGAGCUAAGUGACACUGAAGAUGGAGCUGGUUUAGUUGCUGGGCGAAAUGAGCCUUUUUCAGCCCAAAGAAAAAUUCAUAACAAAUUCAAUUUGGGUCGGUUUUACACCAAAUUCGACCAGACCUUUCCUCAGUCCAUUUCAAGCCCAUUCUCAUCAAGAAUGCCAAGAGGGAAUCAGCAAGGAAGUCUUGGUCGUGCAUGGGAAAAAGAAUUCAACAAAAAUCAUUAAUUUCGGUCUUUAGUCAAAGUCUUCAUUUCUAGUUUCUAUGUCUUGUUUUUAGCACAUUCUUCUUUGGAUUUCUACAACUUGUAAUCCUAUAUAUAGGGCCUAAGAACCACGAAGUAAGAUAAGCUUUUUCCCCUUUUA